Molecule: messenger RNA, 1174 nt
Organism: Bursaphelenchus xylophilus (pine wood nematode)
Lineage: Eukaryota; Metazoa; Nematoda; Chromadorea; Rhabditida; Aphelenchoididae
Source: the annotation of a GenBank genome assembly
AUGGUUUCUCUUGUAUGCGCUGGACUAGGUAUUCAAAACCUCCAGACAGAGAUCACCGAUGAAAUGAUUGAUUAUUAUACUAACCGUCCUAUUCAUUGCAAUUGCACUCAACGAUAUAGCGAUCUCACCUAUGGAUUUUCAUACAUUCCAUGUAUUUCUGGGGUCUGCACGAUGCCUCCAAAUGGGUGUAAGAGAAAUUUUAGAGCUUUUCUGGCCCUGGUUUUACCUUACGAUACAAUUUUUAGCCUGUGAAACACUUCAAAUUUAUGGAACUGGUUAUGGCGCUCGUUGUUCUCAUCAGAAAAUCGACGGGGAUUCCUGUGAAAUUGUAAUUACAACCAUCGGAGUGGCAAAUAAAUGCUCCUGCGACGACGAGGAUUACUGUAAUUCAAAGUUUGCGACGACCAAGCCUAAUGUCACCGAAGCCGAUUACGUGGAAGAUAGUGAAACUGUAGCCCCUCCAAUUUCCGAUGAAGAUCUUGCUUCUUCAUUUUUCAGCGACGGAGACGGCGAGGCCGGAGAAAAAGAUAUGUUUCAUGAAGAUGUCAUCAAAAUGUAUAUGGAUAAGGAAAAAGUGUGGAAGGAAAUUCAGGAUGAAAAGGAUGGUGUUGCAAAAUGGGAUGCAGUGGUAACGAUAGUAACGGGUCUUGUGGGUGUGAUGAUUGUAGCGUGUUUAGUUGGUCUAGUUGGCUAUACUUGCUACCGGAGUUGUGGAGAGAAAAAGAGAAGGGAACGUGGAAAUGAUCAAAGGGAAGCAGUCAGGAUGGAGGAGAUGAGAUUAAAAGAAUGCAAGGAGAGAAAUCGACGGCCAAAUAAAGAUGCCCAAAUAAAUUCUACGGCCUCUGAAAUACAUGGAUCUGCUUCAAACACAACCUCCGACGAGAUCCAUACUGCCCUAAUAAACAACGACAAGAAUAAAACUUGUACAAAGAAGGAAAGGGUCACCAUAACUAUUGAACCGAGCCCAUCAAUAGAAAAAAAUCAAUCGGUUGCAGUCCCUUCAGACCCUUCCCACCUUCCCAGCUCGUUACAACCUCCCUCGUCCCCUUCCAGCAUCACCAAAAAUUGUUCUCAACGACAAUUCGGCAUUCCCUGGGUUCCUCAAAAACCCUCCAAGCCUGAUAAGAAAGUGUGUUACAAUACUUCCUCAAAAGACGCUAAAAUUGAAGGAUGA